GUUAGCUCCUGAAAUAGAAAGAGCUAGCUGCCUCCUGUUCAGGGCUUCCCUCAAGGAUGUCCCUGGAGAGUCCCCAAGAGGCGUGGGGACCACCUUUCCUGCAAGGAGAUGCCUUCUUAAGUCUGUGGUCCUCACUGUCCUCGGCACUCAGGAAGGCACUGGAGAAAAGGAAAAACCUUACUUGGGGCAGCCUGACUGGAUAUCUAAAGCUGCUGAAAACCAAAGCCUCCUGGAGAAAUGAUGGGCCUCUGACCACAACAAGCAGGAAGCAGAGAGUCAACGUGCAUUGAGCCAGUUGCUCUGCUGGUUGAAUCCCGUGGGUUCCACUCUGGCUGAAGCUGGGAAACAGCUGUAACACCCAGUCAAACUAACUCUGAGCAGCUGGGGUAAGUCAGAAGACCUCUCCGUCCUUCACCAUUUAGCUGGGGAGUGUCACUGCCAAGAUUCCUCGCUGUUCCUUCAGUCUGUGGCAGACUCAUAAACCAGUGCUUGAGGCAAUGGAGCCCUUUAUAAACAGAAGCACAAAACUUGCAGGUGCAAAGAACUACAUGUGGCACAUGCACAUAUGCAAUGAUGCACAACCAAAAUGUUCAGUUGAUGACUUAGUGAAGCAUCAGACAGCAGCCUGCAGACCGUCAUCUAUGCCAGGAGAUCACUGCUUCUCAAAAAUCGGUCUGUGAUGAGAGCAAUACAUGUGAAUGCAAUGCUUUGGAGGGAAGACUCACUAAGCAACCGAUUUAUCAUUUUAAGUCUUUUGAGGCAGGGCCUCAGGUAACCCUGGCUGGACUCCAACUUCCUAGUUAGCCAAAGAUGAUCAUGAACUCCUAAUUCUACUGUUUCUACCUCCCAAAUGCUUGUAUUACAGCUCAGUGAGUACUGGGUAUGUGUCACCCUGCCAAAUCCCUGAUCACAAGUCUCCAUGAACUGGCGGUGAGCUGGGAUAAUAAAACCCCUGACAUCACCAUUCCAGAAGCUUCACAAGACUGCAUAUAUAAGGGGCUGGCUGUAGCUGCAGCUGAAGGAGUUGACCAGCCAACUGUCCCUAGAUUCAUCGAGCCACCAUGGACAUCGCCAUCCACCACCCCUGGAUCCGUCGUCCCUUCUUCCCUUUCCACUCCCCCAGCCGUCUCUUUGACCAGUUCUUCGGAGAGCACCUGUUGGAGUCUGACCUCUUCUCAACUGCCACUUCUCUGAGCCCCUUCUACCUUCGGCCACCCUCCUUCCUUCGGGCACCCAGCUGGAUUGACACUGGACUCUCAGAGAUGCGUAUGGAGAAGGACAGAUUCUCUGUCAACCUGGACGUGAAGCACUUCUCCCCAGAGGAGCUGAAAGUCAAGGUGCUGGGAGACGUGGUUGAAGUGCAUGGCAAGCACGAAGAACGCCAGGACGAACACGGUUUCAUCUCUAGGGAGUUCCACAGGAAGUACCGGAUCCCAGCUGAUGUGGAUCCUCUGACCAUUACUUCAUCCCUAUCAUCUGAUGGGGUCCUCACUGUGAAUGGACCAAGGAAACAGGCCUCUGGCCCCGAGCGUACCAUUCCCAUCACCCGUGAAGAGAAGCCUGCUGUCACUGCAGCCCCUAAGAAGUAGACUCCCUUUCUCUCAUUGCAUUUUUUAAAACAAGAAAGUUUCCCAUCAGUGAAGGAAAAUCUGUGACUAGUGCUGAAGCUUAUUAAUGCUAAGGGCUGGCCCAGAUUAUUAAGCUAAUAAAAUAUCAUUCAGCAACAGA
Messenger RNA from Cricetulus griseus (Chinese hamster), 1728 nucleotides. NCBI's taxonomy places the organism in Eukaryota, Metazoa, Chordata, Mammalia, Rodentia, Cricetidae. The record is from RefSeq and is a predicted model, not a curated record.